Nerophis lumbriciformis (worm pipefish) is the source of this 5740-nucleotide messenger RNA. The record is from RefSeq and is a predicted model, not a curated record. Lineage: Eukaryota; Metazoa; Chordata; Actinopteri; Syngnathiformes; Syngnathidae.
AUGUCGCCUUUCUCUUGGAUACUCACUUUCUGGCCCUUCUGGACGCUCCCGGUGUUGCUGCGCAUUGUGACAGCCGAGCGGACCGGGCAGGUCUGCUCCCAGUGGGGGUCUCCGAGCCAAGGGGGUCUUUACAAGGACGGGGAUGUGAUUCUCGGUGGACUCUUUAAUGUUGAAAUCGCACAUUCCGCUAUUGAUAGAAACUAUACCAAGAUGCCACAUUUCCCAGCUUGCACCAGCAUCUAUCUGCUCUCAUUGAAAUCCAUGUAUGCGAUGGUGUUUGCGGUGGACGAGAUCAACGCCAAUAGCACACUUCUCCCGGGAGUCACUCUGGGCUACCACAUACUCAACAGCUGUUUGGGAUACCCUUGGGUUCUGCAGGCUGCAUUGUCUUUGAUUGCAGGGGACACAAAGUACUGUGACCUAACAACCGCUUCUGCGUCCCUGCUGAUUGGUCCUGCCUCAUCCACAUCAAGCCUUCUAGUGUCCAAUACCCUGGGCCCACUCUCUGUGCCGAUUAUCAGCUACGUGUCCAGCUGUGCCUGCCUCAGCGACAGAUCCAAGUUCCCCAAUUUUUUCAGAACCAUCCCCAGCGAUGUUUACCAAGCGGGGGCUUUUGCGAGGCUGGCCGUUCGCUUUAAGUGGACGUGGGUGGGAGUCGUGGUUAUUAACAAUGACUACGGUCAAUUAGCCCUACAGGUAUUCCAGGAGGAGAUUAUGGGCAAAGGGGUGUGUGUGGAGUUUAAAGAGAUCAUCCACCAGGAAUACAAUAAGGCGGAUGUCGAACGUGCGGCAAAUAGCAUUCAAGCUGCUAAAGCCAGGGUGAUUCUGAUUGUUACCUGGUUUCGUCAUGUGAAGAAUAUAUUUCUGGAGCUGGCCAAGAGAAAUGUGACGGACAAACAGUUUUUGGCCAGUGAGUCUUGGAGUACCAACGCUGAUCUCCAAGACGCUGCCAUCACUCAGGUCGUACGUGGAAUCGUAGGCGUUGCCAUCCAGAGCGCCACCAUACCCGGAUUUGCAAGUUAUCUCCGAAGUUUGAACCCCAUUCAUCGUCCCGACGACAACUUUUUAAAGGCAUUCUGGGAAGAACAAUUUGAAUGCAGUCUGCCGUCUCCGUCACUCAAGGGGCGGUCAAAGCAUCCAUCAAAUGUGUCUACGGCGUCCUCUGACAAGCCAUCCGUGGUGAGGGCAUCACUGCCACUCUGCAGCGGGAAAGAGUCCCUGGAGACGGUGCAGAAGCCCUUUACUGACACCUCGCAGCUCCGUUCGUCAUACAACGUCUAUCUGGCUGUUUACGCUGCAGCGCACGCCCUCCACAGCCUCCUCGCCUGCCCUAGCAGCAACAUCAGCAGCACCACCUGCUCCUCUCACGAUCCCAUCAACCUUGCGCAGCUGUUGCAGCACUUGGACAGAGUGCACGUCAGCACCCCGCAUGGCGAUCGGUUUCACUUCCGAGGGGGCGACAUCGCGGCGAAGUACGACCUCGUCAACUGGCAGAUGACCCCUGAAGGACCCCUGAGACUCGUUGUGAUUGGCCACGUGGACGGAUUUGACAUCCAUUUGAACGAGUCGGCUAUCCAGUGGAGCACAGGAUCUAGUCAGGUGCCUUCUUCAGUGUGCAGUGAGAGCUGCCCUCCUGGCACCAGAGUGGCCAGCAGGAAAGGAGAACCUAUUUGCUGCUUUGACUGCAUCCAAUGUGCUGAUGGGGAGAUAAGCAAUACAACCGGCUCACCCUCCUGUGAGCGCUGCCCGGUUCAAUUCUGGUCCAACACGGAGAGGACGGCCUGCCUCCCUCGCCAGCUGGAUUUCCUCUCCUUCAACGAGACUUUGGGCAUCACCCUCACAGCGGGAGCCGUGUCGGGCGCCAUGGUGACCACUGCUGUCUUUGUGGUCUUUCUCCACUACAGACACACGCCUGUGGUCCGAGCCAAUAACUCCGAACUGAGCUUCUUCCUUCUCGUGUCGCUCAAACUCUGCUUUCUGUGCUCGCUGCUCUUCAUCGGGCGUCCCUCGGCCUGGGCUUGUCGCUUCCAGCAGGCCGCCUUCGGCAUCAGUUUUGUACUUUGCCUGUCCUGCCUCCUUGUUAAGACCGUGGUGGUCCUGGCAGCCUUCCGCUCUGCUCAGUCCACUUCCAAAAACUUCAUCAAGUGGUUCAGUCCUUGGCAACAGAGAGGAAGUAUCGGCUUGUUUACUUGUAUACAGGUGACCAUCUGUGCCAUAUGGUUAUCCCUCAGCCCGCCACUUCCUGGCUAUGAUGUGGGCAUCUUAGGGGCAAAGGUCACCCUCAAGUGUGCCAUGGACUCUGUGGUGGGGUUCUCCCUGGUUCUGGGCUACAUCGGCCUGAUGGCUUGCACCUGCCUCCUCCUGGCCUUCCUCGCCAGGAAGCUUCCGGAUAACUUCAACGAGGCCAAGCUGAUCACCUUCAGCAUGCUCAUCUUCUGCGCCGUCUGGGUGGCGUUUGUUCCCGCCUACGUCAGCUCGCCGGGGAAGUACGUCGUGGCGGUGGAAGUGUUCGCCAUCCUCGCCUCCAGCUACGGUUUACUCUUCUGUAUUUUCGCACCAAAAUGUUUCAUCAUUGUUCUUAGGCCUCAGAAAAACAGCAGGAAAUACCUCAUGGCGCUCAGAGCCUCCGCUGUGAGCACCAGACACGCCCCUGCGCUCGUCACGCAGACCGCGCCCACACUCCAUGGAGACAAUCUACAAACAACGCACCUGGCUUUGAUGAGGGACAACAGUAUAAAGAGCCCCGACGCUGAUUCCUCGUCGUCGGAACGUCGCUCUGCUCGCAUGCUCGUGCCAACUAUCGCCACGCGAGUGGGUGACCUCUCCAGCUUCACCACUAACACUCCACCCAUGUCUCGGCUUUCCUGGUUCCCCACUCGGCGCUGGCCAUCCUCAACCCUGUUGCUGCUCCUGGUGGGGCUGCUGAGCAGGCAGCCAGGCCUGAGGGUGGGUCUGCAGGCAGUCCACACGCUGACUUGUCCUCGGUGGGGAACGCCCGGAAAUCGGGGGCUUUUCCGGGAUGGAGAGAUUGUCAUCGGCGGUCUCUUUCACGUCCAUUACACGCCUCCGCCCAUGGACAACGACUUCACUGACGAGCCACGCUACAAAGAAUGCACCGUUUUAGAGCAUCUCCCAAUGCAGUACAUCUACGCCAUGGUGUUCGCGGUGGAGGAAAUCAACCGGAACCCCACCUUGUUGCCAGGCAUCCACCUGGGCUACCACAUCCGCGAUAGCUGCGCCUCGCACCCCUGGGCCACGCAGGCCGCCCUCUCACUGGUGAGCGGGGACAGCAGCAGCUGCAACCCCGAGGACAUCGCGGAAGAUUCGAAAGGUGUUCCCUUGAUCAUCGGUGGGGCUUCAUCCAAAACCGCCAUAGUCCUCUCCAGAGUCCUGAGUCCACUCUCUGUGCCUUUAAUGAGCUACCAGUCGAGCUGCCCUUGUUUGAGCGACAGGCGUCAGUUUCCCAACUUCUUCAGGACCAUCCCCAGCGACAUCUACCAAGCGCGAGCCAUCGCCAGUCUGGCCUUAUACUUCAAGUGGACCUGGAUCGGCGCGGUGGUCGCCAACGACGACUACGGUCUAGUGGCAGUGAAGUUGUUCCAGGAGGAGACCCUGGGGUCGGGGGUGUGUUUGGCCUUUUUAGAGACUCUAAAUAGGCCAAACAUUGCGAGCGAUGCCAGGAGAGCAGCCCUCGCCAUUAAAGCAUCGAGCGCCAAAGUGAUCCUUGUUUUUUCCUGGUACACGGAAGUGAGGGAGGUGUUUCUGCAACUGGCCCAGAUGAAUGUGACUGACAGGCAGUUUAUAGCCAGUGAGGCUUGGAGCACCAGUGGCAGCCUUCUCCAAAAUCCCAUCACCUCAAAAGUGGCGAGCGGAGUCCUCGGCAUAGCCAUACGUAGCUCGCCAAUAUUGGGAUUCGAGAAUUACAUCCGGAGUCUGACCCCAUUCCGUCGCCCCGAUGACGACUUCUUAACGGAAUUCUGGGAACAGGAAUUUGCCUGUCGAAUUCCAGACGGCUCGGCGUCAACACCGAGCGCAAACAUGUCCAACCCGAGGACUUCACUGCCCCUCUGCAGUGGGGAGGAGUCCCUGGAGGUGGUAGAUAACCUCUUUACCGACACCUCCCAGCUACGACAGGCCUAUAAUGUCUAUCUGGCUGUUUACGCCGCAGCUCACGCCAUUCACAACCGCCUCGCUUGCCCCGCCACUACCUCCAGGGACCGCAGCUCCACCUGUUCCUCCACCAAGGAUGUCAAACCUGCUGAGCUGCUGCAGCACUUAAACGAGGUCAACUUCACCACGCCGCAGGGAGAAAGGCUUUAUUUCCAAGGGGGCGACAUACCGCCUAAAUACGACCUCGUCAAUUGGCAGAAAACCCCCGAAGGCUCCCUGAAACUCGUCCUGGUCGGCCACGUGGACGGCCACGACAUCCAUCUGAAUGACACGGCUGUCCAGUGGAGCUCAGGAUCCCUUCAGGUGCCUUCUUCGGUGUGCAGUGAGAGCUGCCCUCCUGGCACCAGAGUGGCCAGAAGGAAAGGAGAACCUAUUUGCUGCUUUGACUGCAUCCAAUGUGCUGAUGGGGAGAUAAGCAAUACAACCGGGUCAUCCAACUGUGAACGCUGUCCAGUGGAGACUUGGUCCAACACGGACAGGACAGCCUGCAUCCCUCGCCAGCUGGACUUCCUGUCCUUCAACGAGACUUUGGGCAUCACCCUGACUACAGUAGCCGUGUCGGGCACCAUGGUGACCACUGCUGUCUUUGUGGUAUUUCUCUACUACAGACACACACCUGUGGUCCGAGCCAACAAUUGCGAGCUGAGCUUCCUGCUCCUCUUGUCACUCAAACUCUGCUUCCUGUGCUCGCUGCUCUUCAUCGGGCGUCCAUCAGCCUGGGCUUGUCGCUUCCAGCAGGCUGCCUUCGGCAUCAGUUUUGUACUCAGUGUGUCCUGCCUCCAAGUGAAAACCAUUGUGGUUCUGGCAGCGUUCCGCUCAGCCCGUCCUGGCUCCGGAGCCCUGAUGAAGUGGUUCGGUCCGGGCCAGCAGAGAGGGAGCGUGUGCGUGUUCACUUGCAUACAGAUCAUCAUCUGCAUUAUAUGGCUAUCACUCAGCCCCCCCGAACCUAGACCAGACUUCGAUACCCCCGGGUUAAAGGUCACUCUCAAGUGUGCCAUGGACUCUGUAGUGGGGUUCUCCCUGGUUCUGGGCUACAUCGGCCUGCUGGCUUGCACCUGCCUUCUCCUGGCCUUCCUCGCAAGGAAACUUCCGGACAACUUCAACGAGGCCAAGCUGAUCACCUUCAGCAUGCUCAUCUUCUGCGCCGUCUGGGUGGCGUUUGUUCCCGCCUAUGUCAGCUCGCCCGGGAAGUACGCCGUCGCCGUGGAGAUCUUUGCGAUUCUUGCCUCCAGUUACGGCUUGCUAUUCUGUAUUUUUGCACCAAAGUGUUUUAUCAUUCUUUUGAGGCCUGAGAAAAAUACCAAGAAACACAUGAUGGCCAGGUAGCAAAUGAGCUUUGUAUGACCAAAAUAUAUAUAUUUUUCUUAUGUGGUAGUUUGCGAUGUGAUAAGAUGUUUUGGACCCAAUACUGUCUGAUACAUUAUUUGUUUGUGUAACAUGUGUAACACAAAUGUGUUACUGUCCAUAUGAAAAACAGAAAUAAAUACACAUGGAUAACAUUAUCUUAUUUUAAUAUACAGUGUGUAUAUUUUUAGGCUGUUAUAGGUACAUCCAACCAAAUAAAGGUUAU